UGUGGAAUUAGUUCGAACGAUUAAUUUUCGAAAACGUACGUUAUUUAGGGGCACGCGAAAAUCGACUUUUUAUACGUAUGGAAUUUGGGAAAACUUCCUUCAUGAAAGUUGUAGAGCUCGUCGACACGAUCGCGUGCAUAUAUGGAACGCAAAAAUCGGAGCUCGUAUGAAUUAGUUAUGUUUUUUUGAAAACGUUUCCAGUUUAAUAUAAAAGCUUCCUUUUUUGUUAAUUUUUCCAAAAAUACAUUAAGUUUCCAAAAUUGGAAACUGAACAUUCUCUCUCUUCCUCACGCGUCCGAAACCGACGGAAACUGGGCAAUCCUUCGCCGGCGUCUAUCUUCCAAUUCCGGCCACCUCUGGACGAGCAACCACGUCCAUCAGCUUCGCCUCACUCCUCCGAAGCCAUCUGUGGCAACCUUGCACGGCGGCACGGCCCCUAGCGGCGGCGGCGGCCCGGUUUCGAUUUAAGCUCGAUUUUGGUCAACGCCGGUUUUCUCCUAGCUCCGGCCACCAAAACUUCCGAUCCUUGGCUCCAUGAACUCCCCUCAACCUGCUGAUCAUCAUACUAGGAGGAUUGCACCUAGAGUGACCGGUUUCACGUUCGUCGGAGCUCGUGGGUUCCCCUUGAUGUUAUUAACAACUCUCUAGAAGGCAUCGAGGCCUGAAAUUGAAGCUUUGACGUCGAAAUCGAGCCUUGCCGGAUUCUGCAAAAUUCUGGAAUUUUUCCGACCACCGAAGCUUUCGAUCGGUAUAUCUCGAGCUACAGACCAUAUUUUUCUGUGAUUCUUGAACCAGUGAGUUCUUCUUGAGUUUCUUAACAACUCUUCAGAAGGAAUCGAAGCCUUAAAUUGACGUUUUUACGUCGAAUUGGAGCUCGCCGUUUUCUGCAGUUUCUCGCCGGUUUCUGGAAAAUUCCGGCCACCUUCAUACUGUUCAAGUGGCUUUGUGUGGUCAUGGGCGAAGAUCCGACCGUUGGAUCUUCGUAUAAUUGAGAAAUGGUGAUUCGGAAGGCGAUUCGUGAGAAUCCGACCGUCAGAUUUUCAUAUAAUUUUGUGGAGAUGUUUGUAAGGAUGAUUCGAGAAGAUCUGACCGUUGGAUCUUCAUUAUAAUUUUGGAGGAUGAUCCUAAGGGCGAUCCGUGAGGAUCUGACCGUUGGAUCAUCAUUAAAUUAAGAUUCGACCGUCGGAUCAUCAUAUAAUUAGAAUCCGACCGUUGGAUUUCAGUAUAUGUGUGGUUUAUGAGUAAUUUACUAAGUCAAGAUAGUAUCUGAUUAGGUGAUUGACGAAUCGAGUUGGUGGACGAUUCAGAUGGAUAUGUGGCUUUUAGAAGACGCAGCUGGAAUUGGAGCGGGUAAUCCUACAGGACAGGAGAACCAGGACGGUGAUCGUGCGGUUAGAGCAAUUGUUAGAGUUUUACAGCAAUUGUACGUUGUGAGGAGUGUGAUACAUCACCGGAAAGCUACGUGAGUCUAGUUUCCAACGCACCAAGAAGAUCAUCAUUCUGAGCUGUGAGCUAAGAGAUAUUUGAGAAAUACCAAACAGUGCUCAAUCUACGCGGAAAACAGAACAGUUUUUGUGAAAGCUUCAAAGAGUAAAUUUUCAUGGCUUUCCCUGGGUAUUAUUCCGAGCAAGUGUACAGCUGCAACACAUAUUCAAUGUCUGGAAAUAAUUCAUAUUCAUGGGAUGCUCCUCCAUGGCCAAAACAAGAACCAUAUAAUUACAACUUGGGAUGGAGAGAUCAUUCCAACUACUCAUGGUCUGAAAAUUCAUAUUAUGAAACUGCACAGUGGUCGUAUCCCUCUAGCAAUGUCCCAUCAUCCUAUCCAGCUCCAAUCUAUUUGCAAGAAGAUCCUACUAUAAAGGAGAUGGUAGUUGAACUAUUGAAGAGAUCAGAAAAGUUUGAUCAAGAGGUUGCAAUUCUUAAACAGGAUCAAUCAAAGCUUGAAGAAAGGCAAUCAAAACUUGCACAAACGUUAUCGGACAUUGAACUUCAAAUUUUGCGGCUUGCUAAUGCCUGGGAGGAAGAGGACGUAAUGCUUCCUACUAAACCAGAAGAAAGAUUUGAUUUUCAGCUCGAUGAGGAAGAUGAAUAUUUUGAACCAAACAUGAAAAGAAAAAUCAUUGAUGAUCAAGCUACUGAGAGCACUCAUCCUCCUUCUACUAAUGUUCCUAUGGAGUUGUGCGCUGACAAGCAAGAGAAUGAAGAACCAAAGGAUGAAAUUAUUUUUGAAAAAGUUGUGAGAACUCAUACAUCGGAUGGUCUUGAUGAAGUCACCACUAUGGUAGUUGAUGCACCAAAUUGUCAAGCAUCCAUGGAGCACCAAAUUUGCGAAUCUUUCCUUUCUUUACCAUCCAAGCUUGUUCUUCCCAUUAUUCCAGCUCCAACACUUGAGCUCAUCUGUGUUCUCAAGCCUCCCUCAAAUUCUAAGGAUGCGUUACUCCCACAAUCACUUCAACCUCCAUGGCCACCUCCUUUACAAUUGUUGAUGCUCAACUUAAAGUUUAAUGCAAGGAAAAACAUGAAGUGGUCUCGAAAGAAAAAGAUAAAAAGGAGAGAGCGUUGCAGAUUUGAGAAAAGUGAUUGGAAAAUUGGAAAUUCUCGUAUAGGUAGGAUGUUUGCUGCUGCGAUCUCAAGGAAGCUACUAUUUUGGAUAUUUUGGGCAUCUCGGGAAAAAGAAAUCAAUUUUCACUAUGAAAUCGGGUUGUGAUACCUUGCAGCAGAAGUGUCCGUUUUUGACAUGUAAUAUGUCGAUUUUAUGUGAUUUGACGAGAGCUACAAGACUCAUUGCUUUGCAAUGAGCCCCGGCGAAUUUUGGCCAAAUAACUCUGUCUUCAGUGUCCGAUCCGCGAGCUAAGUUUCAACAACCAUGGAGAUUUCUACUUGGAGCAUGUCUUGACCUUUCUUCCUUUUCGUCUACAUCCAGGGAGCUCUAAACUCAUUCUUUACUUUUCUUUAUUUUAUUUUUUUUGUGCUUCUUCCCUUACUUGUUUGAUGCAUUACUGCUAGCUAAUAUUUUCAACAUUGAGGACAAUGUCUCACUUAAGUUUGGGGGGAGGAAUUUAGAUUCUUGUUUUUAUAUUUAUAGCUUCACAUGUGGUAGAAUAUAUAGCUUAGUAGAAAAUACUGGAAAUAAAAAAAAAUAAUAACAUAAAAAAAAAAAAUGGUUCUACUUCGUUGUUAUUUUGUAUGUCUUUUGCUUUAGUUUCCUCCAACAUGCACCUAGGAUGAAAACUUGAAUUUAAUCCUUGUUAGAGCUGAUGAAUAUGAUAAGCAUCAAUUUAGGUCUGGACAUCAAUCUUUUGUUAAUAUUCUCUUAUGGUGAUCAUGCUUGAAACACAACAGCCAUUGUUAAUAUGAAAAUUUGUGAUCUGGAGAAGCAUGUGACGGUUAGUGUAGACUUGUAUAACCUAUGUGAGUAUUGAGCCUAUUGCCUAUUCUUGAGAGUGCUUUAUAUAGUUCUGUGAUCUUUCUUGUUAGAUAGGUUGUACAUGAUCUCAUUAUUUUGUCCUACAACUUGCUUCAAUGACUCUCGAGACUUUAUAUUGAUUCACAUGAUUUUUGGGAAGGGAUUGAUUCACAUCAUCACCACCAUGGCCAAAUAGCCUCUAUUCCUGAUUAUAUUAUCCCUUAGAUAGCCCUUUGAGCCAAAAUAAGCUUUUUCUUUCAUAAAACACAUAUUCCCAACCCUUCACCCUUAAACACAUAUCCUACCUAUGUUCUGAGAGAUUGAUGGAGCACUAUGAAGAUGCAUAUGAGGAACUUUGGAGUAAAGAAUGUGUACUGAAGAAAACAAGUUUGGGGGUUGUGAUGUGUACUUGAAGGCAAAGUGGAGUUUGCAGGUCAUACUUCUAAAUUUCAGUUAAGGAGUUACCAUUGUCGAAGUAGUUUUGAAUGCAAAGGUGUGUCUGAAUAGUGAUAAAAAAUAAAUAAAAAAUAAAAAAGUUGGACACACCUUGGCCUUUUGAAUAGCACCGAAGUUAAGAAGGGAAGUCUGCCUUGGUUAUUGUUUCGAAGGAAAUUGCUAUUGUCUAAAGCAUGAACUUGUAGCAGCAGCUUGGAUAUGGGAUGUUUUAAUGCAAACAGAGCUAAAGAGAAGAAGAAGAAGAAAAACAAAUUUGACGUUACAAUAGAAGAGCUCUGAAAGGAAGUUUUCCAAGCUUGGCAAGUGAAAGCAAGAAUGAGAAGCUGCAUUGGGAAAGUGACAGAAAAAAAAAAAAAAAAAAGAGGUUGUGUGUUAAAAUAGAGGAAGUUGACGUGGUACCAAGAAGUAAGAUUUGAAACUUGGAGUUUAUGGUGCUGAUUGUCUUCAUUGUUCAAUGGUGUGAAAAAAAAAAUUACAGAAAAUUUAGAAGACUAAAGUAUUGAGAAUCACAAACGUUAGAGCUAUGUCUUGAAGUUUUCAUGAAGACUUUUGGAGUAUAAGGAGGUUAGAUUGAAGCCAAGGUCCAACACAAUGAAAUUAGGCCUUCCAUGUUCGUUAUUUGAGAAGUGAAAGUGUGACACCUAUGAGAAUUCAGCGAUCUUAAGUCUCGACUUAUUUUUGCUCUAUUGAUUUCUUAGAACCUUUGAAUUCCUUUAUCUUUCGAUUCUUUUAGCCAAAACCCUUAGCCCCAUUACAACCGGAACAAAGACCUUUAUGAUCCUAGGAAAAGUGUGAGGCAAUUUGUGGAGAUGAGUCAAAGAGGUGAGCCUAUGGGGCAAUUCUAUAAUUCAGGUGAAAGAUAUUCUUGCAUGAGAUCAUUCUUUAUUUUUAUUUUCCAGAAAAAGCCUUUCCAUCUUAAUAUUUAUGUGAGCUAUUUUGCUUUUAUAUCCUUCGUCUCACAUAAACAUGAGUGAGUAGAAUUACCCAGAAAAUCUGAGCGCUUUAUUCUGAGUGAAAUUCUUGGUGAGAUUUGGAGUUGAAGCUGAUUUUCAUGUGUCUAUUUGGGUUGUGGAAAUUUGUAUUGAUUUAUGGCUGUCUACACAAGCAUGGUUGUUAUCGGAAUUUAUUAGCACUCGAUUGAAAGUUUUAUGGACCUGUUUUGAUAAUUGUUGUUAUUUGGAUGCUAUAAUUUUGAGAUUGAUUCUCUGAGGUGAUUGGAAGGUUUAGGAACUUUUCUUUAUUCUUGUGUGUUUGUUCUAAUAAGUUAUUAUUUUCUAUUCUUGUUUUGCUUGAGGACUAGCAAAGACUAAGUUUGGGGGUAUUUGAUGUGCUCAUAUUUUCCUAUUUUGUUAUGCCUCUUAAUCUUGAUAUUUAUGUUUAGUUCUCCUUGUUUAUGGUUCAUUUACUUAGUUUAGUGUGUUUAUAGGUAUGAAGAGCAAGGAUGAGAAAAAGAAGGAAAACGAGAGGAAAAGGAUAGAAGGUGCUUUGCAAUCCUAAAAACUGAAGCAGCUUCUGCAGAAUGGCUAACUUUGAGGAUUAAAAUGUACUGAUCCAGAGACAACCAGAAGACAAGCCUUAUAUGCACGGAAAGCCCUGAAUGUCUAGUUUCUGGAGAAUUUUACGGUUCGUGAUUUCGAUAUUCCUAGAGAGAGAUAUGGUCGUUUAAGUACAGGCAGUUCAGUGAAUACGCGAAUCUGUGAUGUGUUUCCAAGGGCUCGAGUUUUCAAGGCCUGAAUGACUUAGCAAAAUUCUGGAAAAAUUGACAUAGCAUUAUGGACCGUUUGAGAGCCCAAACAUAUGUUUCCUUGGAAUUUUAGGGUGCCACAUCACCUUUCUUUUGUGCUAAGUUAUUAAGGAGUUCCAGAGGCCUAAAGCAAGAAGGAAAAGUUGCAUCUUGUAAAAGGAGAAUGUGUCAAGAUGGAGAAGUACCAUUCAAUAUCAGAUUUUCAUCAAAGAAAGCUGCUGCCAUCACGUGUUCACCUUCCAUCUCCAUUCAACAAGUUCUUUUAUGUUUUUAAGAUUUUCUAUUAUGUUUUCUUUGAACAUGAGUAGCUAAACCUCUUUCCUAGGGCUAGG
Molecule: messenger RNA, 5938 nt
Organism: Rosa rugosa (rugosa rose)
Lineage: Eukaryota; Viridiplantae; Streptophyta; Magnoliopsida; Rosales; Rosaceae
Exons: 5
Coding region: 1601-2707 (368 amino acids)
Source: RefSeq, a predicted model, not a curated record